AUGAGAACGCUCCCAAUUCUUCUCUUCGUGGUUAUUGGUGCCGUCUACUGCUAUCCAUAUCAGAAUGGCAACGUCGCUUCGAACUCUAACUUGGCUGAAAUGGAAGGAGUUGAUGUGUUGGAAAAAGUGAAGAGAGCUAGCGAUCAGAAAUUAGAGAGACAUUUGGAGAAAAUUAUGAAGAAAGUGGAAAAAAUUCAAGACAAGAUUGAGGAAAACAAGAAUAAAAGGGAGAGACACUUCCACUCAAAAAUGCGGACGUUACCCAUACUUCUUCUGGUCAUAAUUGGCGCUACUUACUGUUAUCCAUACGCCAAAAACGAGGAAAUUGGACAAAUUGCUGAACAAGAUGCUGAAGAAACGGAAUUGGUAGAAGUGGAUCGAGUCAAAAGAGACAGUGAUGGUUUGGCGAAAACAGUUGAAAAGAUUAUCGAGAAAGUAGAAGAAAUGAAGGACAAAAUCAAGGAGCACAGAGAAAUGAGACAUGGAAGACAUGGACGAAAGAACAAGAAGAGUGGAUCGGAUUCGGAUUCUUCGGAUUCGUCGGAGGAGAAGAAGAAGAGAAAGAAGAACAGAGACAAGAAGAAGGAAGAGGAAGAGAAGAAGGAGGAGGAAGAGGAAGAGAAGGAUGAUGACGACGACAAAGAGGACGAGGAUGAAAAGAAGAAGGAUAAGAAGAAGAACUGA
Messenger RNA from Caenorhabditis briggsae, 684 nucleotides. Lineage: Eukaryota; Metazoa; Nematoda; Chromadorea; Rhabditida; Rhabditidae. The record is from RefSeq and is a predicted model, not a curated record. Bases 1 to 684 code for a protein of 227 amino acids. The transcript has 6 exons.